GUGUACUCUUGAAUUUUAUUUAAUUAAAAUACAUUAUAUAUAAUAUAUGUACGUCUAAAUAACAUUACCUACCAGCUUACAAUCUCCUUUAGAAUAAAACAAUAAAAUAAUAAGUGAAAUAACAAUUAAUCACUGCUAAAACCAUGGAGUCAAUCAAAGAUUCAUUGUCUGCCAUGUCUGAACUAUUUAAUACAAAAAUGAGUGAAUUUCAACAUGAGUUACAAAAGACAUCUUCGUCAGUUGCUACACACACACCAUCACUUUCAACGGAGUUCAUGCAGUUUAGAAGCUUCAUUAUAACUGCUCUCAGCACUCUUCAGCGUCAGGUAGAAUUUCUUGGUAGGGAGUUGGACCGCCAGGAAAUGCAAAGUAGGCGCAAAAUACUACUUCUUCAUGGAGUCCCAGAAGAAAAAGCUGAGAACACCAGUGCUCGUGUGACUAGUCUCGUUGCAGACCAUUUGGACUUGACAAACUUCUCUAGCUCCAGCAUAAAAACUUCCUAUCGGCUUGGUAAGUCUACAGCCAACCGGAACAGGCCAAUUGUAGUUAAGUUCUGUGAUGUUAGCGUGCGGGAUAAGGUGUGGUUUGCCAAGUCAAAAUUUAAAGGCACUGGCAUAACCCAAUCGGAGUUCCUCACGAAGACACGGCACGAUGUGUUCCUCUUAGCACGGCAGCGUUUCGGCAUUGGGAAGUGUUGGACCAGGGAUGGACGGAUAUUUUUCGUAGCCCCAGAUGGAUCGCGUCACCAAGUUGAAUCACACGCUGAACUCGAAGCUGUAUCUUCUUCACUUUUAAAAUCUCCAGAAGUAAAGGGCUCAAACGUGUCGAAGAAUCCAGACAGCAAAGUUACAGUUUCUCGACCGAAACGAAUUAUUAAAAAGUAGUGAUUAUAAUUUCUCGGUUUUACAUAAUAUCUGCUUACUGCAACAAUUGGUUUGUUUACUUUAAUUUACCUUCCUAAUCACUUACUUACUUUUAUGAUUCAAGUAGUUAUAACUUUAUAAGUGAGUGUAGUUUAAAAUUUGUUAUUAUUUGUCAGAUAUCUAAUACAGAUUGUGAUGACAAUUUCUAUUAAUGACAGCUGUCACGAUCUGGACUCUAGUGUUUUGCCUAUUUUAA
This is a messenger RNA of Vanessa atalanta (red admiral), 1119 nucleotides long. RefSeq lists its product as uncharacterized. Lineage: Eukaryota; Metazoa; Arthropoda; Insecta; Lepidoptera; Nymphalidae. The record is from RefSeq and is a predicted model, not a curated record. The transcript has a single exon. The coding region runs from base 144 to 884 and encodes 246 amino acids.